Molecule: messenger RNA, 963 nt
Organism: Cucumis sativus (cucumber)
Lineage: Eukaryota; Viridiplantae; Streptophyta; Magnoliopsida; Cucurbitales; Cucurbitaceae
Product: COX assembly mitochondrial protein 2 homolog
Exons: 4
Coding region: 319-555 (78 amino acids)
Cellular component (GO): mitochondrion
Source: RefSeq, a predicted model, not a curated record
GAUAGCUUUUUCUUCUCCAAAUUUCCUUUCCUUCUCUUCCUUUUCCACAAAUUUUCCCCUUCAUUCCCUUCCCCACAAUUUUUCCAUUCCUUCCAAAGUCAGUGGCUUUCACCACCGUCGCUGCACCUCUGUCGCAUUGCCCGCCGCCGACGCUGACUCCAGCCGCAAGCUCCGCCCAGAUCUGACUCCGCUGCCGCUGCCGCCGCUGAUUCCAGCCUCGCUCGCGCCGCCGCACACUACUGCGCUGCAGGUUCCAACGCCAGCCAAAUCUUCAACCGUACGUUCUACUCUCGGUUGCUGGGAAUUUCAUAGCUGAAUAUGCAUCCUCCUCUAACUUUGCACAAGCACCCGAUGUGUGCUGAAAUUAUUGAGCAAUUUCAGAAGUGUCAUAUAGACCAUCCUGUUGGAAAAUUUUUUGGUGAAUGCACAGAUCUCAAAAUUAAGCUCGAUCGAUGUUUCAGACAGGAAAAAGCUUUGAAACGAAAGGCAAACUUUGAACAGAGUAAAAAAAUGAAGGAAAGGCUAGAUGCUUUAAGAAAGGAAAAUGCUUUGUGAAGUAGCUAGGGAGGAGGGUAUGGCUCCCAUGGAAAAUUUGCAAGUGGAAAUAUUUAACUUAUCAAAUGACCGAGAUUGAGAGGUCGUAAAUUCAUUACAGAGAUAAAGAAUUUGUUGCCAGUUUCAACGGUUGGAGAACUUGAAUGACUCCUCCAGAUUGUGGAAGCUAAGAGAUAGAAAUGAUAGUGUGAACACCAAACUUGUAGAUUGUGAAGUGAUGUUGAGCAAUACUGCAGUUUGGGUUCGGAAAUUUGAUAUUUACAAGGCUGGUUAGAUGGGAAUGUGGUUUUUGAAUGCUUGAAAACUGGUGAUAGACUCGUAAUAUUAAUCAUGUUUAGUUGACAUAAUUGAUGAUUUACGCAAUAAUUGUGAUGAGACAAUGAGAAAGAUUUCUCCCUUUUUCACAUA